Leptosia nina is the source of this 279-nucleotide messenger RNA. NCBI's taxonomy places the organism in Eukaryota, Metazoa, Arthropoda, Insecta, Lepidoptera, Pieridae. The record is from the annotation of a GenBank genome assembly.
AUGGCUCACUGUAUGAGAGUUUUGCAUGGCCAGGGUAGCAGGACAAGAUCUGUUCUCUUGGAGAUUCAGCAGAGAUGCUUCAGCGUAUCACCGCUCACCGCCGCUGCGGCUCAGGUCGCCAUGUCAAGGUUAGACAAGGCUCCAUUGCCCUACGAGAAGUUGUCGAAAAAUUUAGAAGUGGUUAAAAAGAGGUUAGGUCGAGACAUGACCUUGUCUGAAAAAGUAUUGUACUCGCAUCUUGACGAUCCUCAAGGACAAGUGAGUACAAAUAUUUUCUAA